This is a messenger RNA of Lobosporangium transversale, 1290 nucleotides long. RefSeq names its product HotDog domain-containing protein. The coding region runs from base 149 to 1171 and encodes 340 amino acids. Lineage: Eukaryota; Fungi; Mortierellomycota; Mortierellomycetes; Mortierellales; Mortierellaceae. The transcript is spliced from 3 exons. The record is from RefSeq and is a predicted model, not a curated record.
CACCUUUACCUUUUUACCUUCUUUACCUUCUUUACCUUCUUUUUCCUUCUCAUUCCUAUUCUUCUCAUUUUCCUUUCAAUCAAUAAUUGUCACUAUUUCAGUUCAACUGAACAAAGGAAACCAUUUGGACUAGCCAACAACAUAACAAAUGAUGUUUCAACCACGUACUGGGGCCCUUCAAAGGGUUCUCUCACAAUCCUUGCGAACACACCCCGGCAGAUUGAGCCGGGAAUGGAUCAGCCCGCAUCCACAAAGCUGGGCCAAAAACAGAUACGGUUUAUACUCGACUAGUAGUACCAGCACUGCUCCGACAUCACCGUCAUCACCAUCACCAGCCCAGUCUUCUCCAUCAGCUGAUACUCCAAAGUCCAGAGCACAUCAGGCAGGGGGAGGCCUGUCAGCAUGGUUUCGCCGGCUAUCGCUUAUUUCAGUCUCGGCAGCUGCAGGCGCUCUUGCUUAUGCCAAAUAUGAACCCAACAGUGUGGGUGGAUUCAGUAGCUUGCCUAUCGGCAAGAUCCAGCCUACGAUCUUGGGUACAGAGGAGCCGGACGAAGCCUACCCUUCGAAUGGCAAGCCUAGUCCUGAAAAGGCAAAGGAGAUCAAGAAAUCCGUUUUGUUGGAACAACAAAUGGAGGAGUUGGACCUUGUGAAGGAAUAUAAAUCAAAGGCUAAAUUGGGUGAAUGGAAGGAGGCAGAGCCGUAUUGGUAUUUGACCAAAGCAACAAAGCCUCACCAUCUGACAGCUGGGACUCUUCGUGGAGAGAACAUGUUGAGUGUUCAUCCUCUAAAAUUCGAGAGAAAGGAUAAGAAGGCCAUUGUACUCUUCAUGCAUCUAGGGCGCAGUCUUUGUGGACACGACCAGAUAAUCCACGGCGGACUUUUGGCCACACUUCUCGAUGAGGCAACCGGUAUGGUGGCACUACCAAAUCUUCCUUUACACAUUGCCUUCACAGCUAAUUUGAACAUCAAUUAUCGCAAACCUGUCAAGGCAGAUCAGUUUGUGAUGGUUACAGCUGAAUUUGAAAAGACAGAGGGUCGAAAGGCGUAUACGAAUGCAAGCAUUCAUGAUCUGCAUGGCAACACUUUGGUUGAAUGCACAGCACUUUAUAUCUCACCUAAGAACCCAGCCAUCAUGGUUGCCAAAUACGUAAAGAAUUCUUUGGGGCUUUAAGAUUCCUUCGGAUACGGAUAUUCAUAUAGACAAUAGAUAUAGAUAUAACUAAUAUAGACUUGGCCAUGGAUAUGGACAUAAACAUAGAUAUAGACAUGAAUGAAUGCAUUAUCAUCAAU